This is a messenger RNA of Aaosphaeria arxii CBS 175.79, 1143 nucleotides long. Its product is annotated as kinase-like protein. Gene Ontology annotation, biological process: protein phosphorylation. Bases 1 to 1143 code for a protein of 380 amino acids. NCBI's taxonomy places the organism in Eukaryota, Fungi, Ascomycota, Dothideomycetes, Pleosporales. Gene Ontology annotation, molecular function: protein kinase activity. The record is from RefSeq and is a predicted model, not a curated record. The transcript is spliced from 3 exons.
AUGUCUGGCGUCACCAAAGAAAAGACCCGCCAUGACCUUGAUGACGAGGGUCUGGGGAAAUAUCUAACAAACCAUCUACCUAACCUCAAGCUCCCCAUCAUUUCCACAAAGAUCGGAUAUGGACAGAGCAAUCCCACCUACUUCGUCGACGAUGCAAACAACCAGAGGUUCAUAUUGCGGAAGAAGCCAUCUGGGACCAUCAUCUCUCCCGUGGCCCACCAAGUAGAUCGCGAGUACAAGGUUCUCAAAGCAUUGGGGACCGUGAAGGGAUUCCCCGUGCCGAAAGUGUAUUGCUUAUGCAUGGAUGACUCGAUCAUUGGCACUGCUUUCUAUGUCAUGGAAUUCGUCAAAGGCCGCAUAAUCACCGACCCAGACCUCAAGGAACUCUCCCCCACCGAACGCCGCGCCGCCUGGUUCUCCGUCGUCUCAACCCUCGCCUGGCUCCACUCCAUCGACCCGGACUCCAUCGGCCUCGCCUCCUACGGCAAGAAAACCGGCUUCUACACCCGCCACUGCAACACCUUCUCGCGGAUCGAAGCCCAGCAAUCCGCCGUCAAGGACAAAACGACGGGAAAACCGCUCGGCCGCGCGCACCCCAACUUCGACGAGAUCGUCGACUUCGUGCGCAAGCGGGCCCCCAGCGACAGAGCCAGCAUCGUGCACGGCGACUACAAGUUCGACAACGUGGUCCUGCACCCCACGGAGCCCCGUGUCAUUGCGAUUCUCGACUGGGAGUUGAGUACGAUUGGGCAUCCGCUCAUGGACGCGACCUAUGUGGUGGGCCCGUACUGGAACCGCGCGAGUGGGAGUGCGAAGGGGGCGGUGAGGGACGAUAUGGGUGGGGAUGUGUAUGAUGUGGAGAAUCAGAGGAAGGCGGGAAUGCCGAGUAUGGAUGAGUUGUUGGACGAGUAUGCGAGGAUUGCGGGGUGGGAUCCUAGGAGGGAUCGGUUGGAUGUAGCGAAGAUAUUUCAUCUUAUGAGGGGAGGAACUAUCAGCCACGGCAUCCAGGCGAGGACGAUCAGUGGGCAGGCGAGCAGCGAGUUCUCGCAUGUUUACUUUGAGAAUACGAAGCGGAGUCUAGAUGCUGCGCUGGCGAUGGUUCGUGAAUUGAAGGAGAAGGAGGCGUCGAAGAGUAGCUUGUAG